Monoraphidium neglectum is the source of this 1266-nucleotide messenger RNA. RefSeq lists its product as hypothetical. The record is from RefSeq and is a predicted model, not a curated record. NCBI's taxonomy places the organism in Eukaryota, Viridiplantae, Chlorophyta, Chlorophyceae, Sphaeropleales, Selenastraceae. The coding region runs from base 1 to 1266 and encodes 421 amino acids. The transcript is spliced from 4 exons.
AUGAGGGCGCUCCAGUUGUGCGUUCUGGCGCUGUGCGCCCUGGUUGCCGGUGCACAGGCGCCGGCCAAGGUGGAUCCCACAACGGGCCUUCCGCCUGGCGUCGUACCGCUUCCCAGCGACCCGCCAGCGGCGGCGCCGACGCCAGCCGCAGCCGCCCCCGCAGGUUUGCCUUCCGGCUACCCGGGGUACCCCAACGCUGCGAGCCUAGGCUUCCCCAUCCCAUACCCUAGCUACCCGCAGCCCGCCGCCACCGCCGGCUACCCGCAGCCCGCAGCGGCGCCCGGCUACCCGCAGGCCGCGCCAGGCGCGCUGCCGACCGCGGCCUACCCCGCCGCGGCGCCCGGCUUCCCGGCUGGCCCUGGCGCGCUGCCCGCGCCCGCGGCGGCGGCGCCGCAGUAUGCGGUGCCCGGCGCACUGCCGACGGGCCCGGCAGCGGCGGCUGCGAAGCCCCCGGCGCCGCAGCCCCCAAAGAAGGAAGAGAAGAAGGAUGCAAAGAAGGAGGAGGCAGCGGCCCCCAAGGCAGCGGCCCCAAAGGCGGCGCCCGCAGGCGAGCUGGCGGCCCGGGCUUGCGAGAAGGGCGGGCGGGGCUCAGGGGCUGUCAAGGCACCCCUGGCCGGCGCCCUGCCGACCGCGCCGCUGGCGGCUGGCCCGCUGGCCGCCGCCCCGGCGCCAGUGCCCGCGGCAGCCGCCCCAGGACUUCUCCCGGCCAGCCCUGCGGGGCCCCCCGCUCCUGGCCUGAUGCUCCCUGGCGCCGCACCCCGCGCCCCUGGCGCUCCCCCCGGCGUCCCUGGAGCGCUGCCUUUUGACGGAACCAUGGGCGGCCCAGGCGGGCCCCUGCCCAACCCCAACGCUGCGGCCAACAUUAACGGCCCCGCGAGUGGCGGCGCCGGCACCGGCCUCGGCAGCUUGGCAGGAGACCCCAACGCAAGCACUGGGCUCGGCAGCGCCGGCGCGACGGGCCUGGGCGGCGCUGGUGCAGGAACCGGCCUCGGCGGCCUCAGCGGCGCGGGAUUGGGCGCUACUGGCGCUGGCGGCCUUGGCGGCAGUCCUGGAACGCUUGGGGCCGGUGCCGGCACGCUCGGCGGCGGUGCGGGCACUCUCGGCGGCGGUGCGGGCACUCUCGGCGCCGCUCCUGGUGCCCCCGGGACAGGUUCAGGCACUCUGCUGCGGAGACGCCAGGAUGCUGCUGCCAGCGCCGCCGGCGCGGCCACGCGCAGCGGGGUCACGCUGGUGUUGGGUGCUGCUGCCAUGGCGCUGCUUCUGUGA